GUUAAGAAGGUUUUAUAUUUCCACCAGUUGACUAUAAAUACCUAACCGACUUUGGUCAUAGGUAUCAAUCAAUCUUAAGCUUUUGUUCAAGCAACAGUCGCAGACAAGCAAAUCCAAACACUUCAAUAUGUUCAAAUACGCCGUUGUACUCUUCGCUCUGAUCGCCUGCGCCGCCGCCAAACCCGGUCUCCUUGCUGCCGCUCCAUUGGCCUACGCUGCUCCCGCCGCCGUCGUAGCUGCUCCAGCCCCAGUGGUGACCGCCACCAGCAGCCAAGUGAUCGCUCGUAACUACAAUGGCAUCGCUGCUGCUCCAAUUGUUUCCGCCGCUCCCGUAGCCGCCCCUGUGGUUGCCCGUUAUGCCGCUGCUACCCCUCUGGCCGCUCCAUUGGUUGCGUCACACUACGCCGCCGCUCCUUUGGCUGCCCAUUAUGCUGCCCCCCAACUUCUGUGGUGAAAAGUGUGUUGAAUUGAAUCUUGCCAAACGAAUCAAUAAACUAG
Messenger RNA from Bactrocera dorsalis (oriental fruit fly), 498 nucleotides. RefSeq names its product cuticle protein 16.5-like. The coding region runs from base 128 to 454 and encodes 108 amino acids. The record is from RefSeq and is a predicted model, not a curated record. The transcript has 2 exons. Lineage: Eukaryota; Metazoa; Arthropoda; Insecta; Diptera; Tephritidae.